AUGUGGCCACAGGACAGUGGGGUGCUCUGUCCUCUCCAGGAUAAUUCUUUUGUUGAUAACUGCUGUUUAGGCAAAACUUGGGUAAAAUUACAGAGAAAGUCCAUUGUUGCAGCGAGUUUCAUUGCAGCAUUCCUCUGUCUGAUCAUCGUUCGUCUCACAAAUGAAGUAACUUUCCCUUUGAUCCUAAACUGCUUUGGGCAAGCCAAUGUCAAAUGGAUACCAUUUUCUAACGGUCAAAGGCAGCCUCUGAGAACUCAUUAUGGAUAUAUAAAUGUGAAAACACAAGAGCCUCUACAACUUGACUGUGACCUCUGUGCCAUUGUUUCAAAUUCAGGACAGAUGGCUGGCCAGAAGGUGGGAGCUGAGAUAGACAAGUCCUCCUGCAUAUGGAGAAUGAACAAUGCUCCCACAAAGGGCUAUGAGGAGGAUGUUGGGAAGAGGACAACCAUAAGAGUGGUCUCUCACACAAGUGUGCCUCUCCUACUCAAGAACCCUGAGUACUUUUUCAAAGAAACCAACACCACUGUUUAUGUGAUCUGGGGACCCUUCCGAAACAUGAGGAAGGAUGGAAAUGGCAUUGUCUACAACAUGCUGAAAAAAACUGUUGACAGCUACCCAACUGCCAAAAUCUACGUGACAACAGAAAAGCGCAUGAGUUACUGUGAUGCAGUGUUUAAGAAGGAGACAGGGAAAGACCGAGUCCAGUCAGGUUCAUAUCUCAGUACGGGUUGGUUUACCUUAAUUUUGGCUAUGGAUGCCUGCUAUGGAGUUCACGUCUAUGGGAUGAUAAAUGACACCUACUGCAAGUCAGAAGGCUUUCGUAAAGUUCCCUACCACUACUACGAGCCAGGAAGAGAUGAGUGUGAGGAAUACUUUCUGCAUGAAAAUGCUCCAUACGGAGGCCAUAGGUUUAUCACAGAAAAGAAAGUAUUCGCUAAAUGGGCCAAGAAGCACACAAUAAUAUUUACACACCCCAACUGGACAGUGUCUUGA
Messenger RNA from Indicator indicator, 993 nucleotides. It is a transcript of the gene ST6GALNAC3, whose product is annotated as ST6 N-acetylgalactosaminide alpha-2,6-sialyltransferase 3. Gene Ontology annotation, molecular function: alpha-N-acetylgalactosaminide alpha-2,6-sialyltransferase activity. The record is from RefSeq and is a predicted model, not a curated record. The transcript has 5 exons. Bases 1 to 993 code for a protein of 330 amino acids. Lineage: Eukaryota; Metazoa; Chordata; Aves; Piciformes; Indicatoridae. Gene Ontology annotation, biological process: oligosaccharide metabolic process; ganglioside biosynthetic process.